UCUGUCUGUCAGGCUAAAUCUACCGCUUGUUCAAUUCAAUAAGUGUUGACUGUUGAGGAAAAUCAUGAUGUCUGAAUGCUCUGAAAUUUACUAUUGAAAUUUAAAUAUAAUUGAAUUGUAUUGAAUUCAGACACGAAAUAAGUAUUUUUUUGCAUACAAAAUGAAAUUACUUAAACCAGCGUGGGUCACACAUGAUGGAAAACCCAUAUUUUCUAUUGACAUUCAUCCAGAUGGCUCAAAGUUUGCUACUGGGGGCCAGGGAGACGAUUCUGGUCGUGUUGUUAUAUGGAAUGUUGCACCAAUCGUUAAAGAGCAGGCAGAAGAAGAUGAUAAUGUUCCAAAACUACUAUGCCAAAUGGACAAUCACCUUGCCUGUGUCAAUUGUGUUAGGUGGUCCAAUUCAGGGCAAUAUUUAGCUUCAGGAGGUGAUGACAAACUUGUAAUGAUCUGGCAGCUCACCCGUUAUGCAGGGAGCACAAUAUUUGGUGGUGGAGGUAAAACCAAUGUUGAACACUGGAGGUGUGUUUCUACCCUUAGGGGUCAUAGUGGCGAUGUUUUAGAUCUUGGUUGGUCACCAGAUGAUCAAUAUUUAGCAUCGUCCUCAGUCGAUAACACAGUGCGCAUUUGGAAUAUGUUGAAUAUGCCUGAAUCCAUUGCAGUUUUAAAAGGACACACUGGAUUAGUAAAAGGAAUUGCAUGGGAUCCAAUUGGAAAAUAUGUUGCGUCGCAAUCGGACGACAAAACAGUGCGGAUAUGGAAGACAGCUGAUUGGAAGCAGGAAACUGUUGUGACAGAACCUUUUGAAGAGUGUGGAGGGACAACCCAUGUUCUAAGACUGAAUUGGUCACCUGACGGACAGUAUUUGGUCUCUGCUCAUGCGAUGAAUGGUGGUGGACCCACUGCUCAAAUCAUCGAGCGCGAAGGUUGGAAAACAGAUAAAGAUUUCGUUGGUCAUAGAAAAGCAAUUACUUGUGUGAGUUUUAACAGUAACAUGUUAAGAAAGUCGGCGUUGCACAAAGGAACCAAUUACUGCUGCUGUGCCAUCGGUUCUAGGGAUAGAUCGCUUUCUAUCUGGCUGACUUCUCUGAAAAGACCGCUUGUUGUCAUUCAUGAACUCUUCCUUAAUUCCGUCCUUGAUUUGUCGUGGAGUCGAUCUGGUUAUCAGCUCAUGGCUUGUUCUUGGGACGGAUCGGUAGCCUAUAUUGAAUUUGACGACAAAGAACUUGGGCAGAUUGUGAGUGUUGAAGAAAAGGAAAAUCUUUUUCAACGAAUGUAUGGGAAAAAGUCUUUUUCCACGGGCGUUGACAAGAAAGCAUCAAUUGUCAUCGAAGAUCCCGACUGGAUUCAGCCACAACUGAUGGAGCCGACUGUGCCUUCCAUUAUAGAAGAAGAGGGUGGGAUGCAUUCUUCCGAUUCUCGGGCUUCCAGAUCCAGUCAAAUUGUAGCCAAAGGUCCUAUUGACAAACAAAUAGAGACCCGAACGGUGGAUGGUAGACGUCGCAUCACACCAGUGUUUAUUCCACCGCCCAUGGAAGAAGAUGAUGCACAAUCUAGUCAUGCCAGUAAUCAUUCUUCUGCUGCUCUUGUUCAACCAACUUUCAGUAGUUCAACUGAAGCAAAGAGCAAAAUCGUCGUAGAGAAACGAGACGAAGUGACAAAACCAGGUCUGUCGAACACUACUUCGCCUCCUCCACCUCAAGCUAACGCGCGCAAAGAAAUGUCCAACAUCCUACUCAAUCGUAGGCUCGAAAGAAAUGAACCGGAAAGACGCGUUGUUUCGGUUAGAACGUCUGGUCCGAGCACCGCCUCGGUGUCUACCACUGGCGUAUCAAUUGUUCGAUCUCCCGAUUCUGAUAAAGUAGCGAUCUCACCUCUAUCCGUACAAAAGACUUUCUCCGUUCCAACUUCACAUGGAAGAAGUUUCGAAAUUGAAAAUCAAUCGUACUUUGUCGGUCAUAAGAUGGCUGUUCACAAGCUCAGUUGCGUGGUUAACGGAAAGGUUGCAUGGGAUGUUUAUAUGUCAAGUCCUAUGAUUGGAUGCGCCGCUAGCUUAUAUUGUGCUGCGGUGACGUGUUCAGAUGCUACUCUUCACUGUUUUGCCGUUGGCGAUGGCUCACGAAUGAUACCUGGAAUUAAACUUCAAGGGCCGGCAGUCCACCUUAGGGUUCAAGAUCAUUUUGUAUCAGUCGUGACAGCUCAUGGACAAAUCAGUGUGUGGGAUAUCAUCAAAAGAAAAUCAACUCUCAAAACAUCAAUACUCAAUUUAACAGAUUCAGAUGGUUCGGUUACUCUUACAUCAUGCACUAUCCGAGAUGGGGGAAUUCCCAUUCUGAGUUUCUCUAACAGCAAAACCUACACAUACUCAACUGACAUGGAUACUUGGUUACUGUUAUCCGAUGCCCUGGAUCCUCUUCGUCAUGGCUCGGACCUGCAGGGAAUUUCAAGUAGCGGUGCUGGUCCUGGAGCGAAUCGAAGCUCUGUGAUUAAUAGUGCCGAUUCUAAGAUUACUUGCAGCAUCAGUUAUGCUGACGUCAAAAUGAGUUCAUUGGUCGAAUUGAAUUCACCGGCUGAAUACCGAACUUGGCUCCUGACCAAAGUCAAGUAUAUGGCCCAACAAGGAAUGGAGGACCGUCUACGAAGCUUGUGUGAAGAUUUACUUGGUCCGGUACAUCGCUCGAGCCAAAGAGGAAAGAAUUGGCAACCCACGAUACUGACGAUGAAGAAAAACGAGCUGCUGAUACCUGUGCUCCAGGUGAUGGCCACCAAUGUUAAGAUGCAGAGACUAUGCACUGAAUUCCAGCAGCAGCUCAAAAUGCUUACCGAGUUUUGAAUAUUUAAUUACGAGAGGAGAAAAGUAAACUCGACAAGUUCUCUUUUUUACAAGCAAAUAGGACUUGGAUUUCAACAAAAAAAAAAGGAAAAAUAGGAAAAAAUAACUUGUUUCUUUUUGUGUUUUGCAAUUUGAAGCGCCCGUUCAUGUUGAACGAUGGCCAUUAAUAUUGCUCGUUGCUCAGUUUGUCCGCAAGUAAAUACUGGUGAUUUAAUUUUUUUGAUAUUAA
Molecule: messenger RNA, 3059 nt
Organism: Daphnia pulicaria
Lineage: Eukaryota; Metazoa; Arthropoda; Branchiopoda; Diplostraca; Daphniidae
Gene: Hira
Product: protein HIRA homolog
Exons: 16
Coding region: 161-2830 (889 amino acids)
Biological process (GO): regulation of DNA-templated transcription; DNA-templated transcription; chromatin remodeling
Cellular component (GO): nucleus; HIR complex
Molecular function (GO): protein binding; nucleosome binding
Source: RefSeq, a predicted model, not a curated record